AUGGGAGCGCUCACAAACUCUAUCGCCCGCGGUAUCCUGCCCGCAUCACGUCGUCUUCAGAGAUCUGGUGUGUCGCUUGCUUCUCUCGGAGGGUACACCACCACCAAGAUUCGAUCGGCACCCCUAUGUCCCCAGUACUACUCCACAGCAGUCGCACAGCCUACGAUCGUCAUUGGAGGCAAUGGCCUGAGAAGCGAAAUCCCAGUCUCGUCUGCCAAGCAACCUUUCAAGAAGAUCCUCAUCGCCAACAGGGGCGAGAUUGCAUGUGCCAUCAUCCGUACAGCCCGACGCCUUGGAGUGGCCACUGUGGCGGUGUACAGCGAGGCCGACAAGGAUUGUAUUCACGUCAAGAUGGCGGACGAAGCAUACUGUAUAGGUCCUGCGGCGAGCUCUGAAAGCUACCUGAGGAUGGACAAGAUACUCGAGGUUGCCCGGCUUACGGGUGCUCAAGCCAUUCACCCAGGCUAUGGCUUUCUUUCGGAAUCGCCCAUCUUUGCCGAGCAAGUGAGAGAAGCUGGGCUGGUGUUCAUUGGACCUCCUGUUGAGGCUAUCAAGAGCAUGGGCAGUAAGAAGGAAAGCAAAGAUAUCAUGAUCGCUGCAGGAGUCCCAUGUGUGCCAGGCUAUCACGGUUCCGACCAGUCUCUUGACGCCCUCCUUGCAGGCGCUCAACAAACAGGCUACCCUCUCCUCAUCAAACCCACUCACGGUGGCGGCGGCAAAGGUAUGCGCGUCGUCCGUGACCCCGACUCGUUCCAAGACGAGCUCUUGUCCGCACAGCGAGAAGCCAAGAAGAGUUUCGGAAAUGACGAGGUUUUGUUGGAGAGAUGGUUGGAGAGACCAAGGCAUGUGGAAGUGCAGGUGUUUGGCGACCAAUUUGGCGAAUGUGUGGCGCUGCGAGAGAGGGAUUGUUCGGUGCAAAGGAGGCAUCAAAAGAUUAUCGAAGAGGCGCCUGCCCCCGGUUUAUCUGCCGAGCUGGGGCGAGACUUUGCAGAAAAGGCCGUGGCAGCUGCGAAGGCAAUCAACUACGUGGGUGCCGGCACUGUUGAGUUCAUCAUGGACGCCGAGACGGGAGAAUACUUUUUCAUGGAAAUGAAUACUCGUCUGCAAGUCGAACACCCGGUCACAGAAAUGAUCACUGGACAGAAUUUGAUAGAAUGGCAGCUUUCUGUCGCUGCAGGCAAUCCACUUCCUCUCACGCAAGCCCAGAUCCCCUGCCUUGGGCACGCAUUCGAAGCGCGUAUAUACGCCGAGCGACCGGAAAGCAAUUUUUUGCCCGAUGCUGGACGGCUCUUGCACGCUCGAGCACCUAUCAAUACUCCCCAUAGGUUGGAGACGGGCUUUACAGAGGGCGACGAUAUCAGCUCGCACUAUGAUCCUAUGAUUGCCAAGCUCAUUGUCCAUGGCAAAGACAGACCAGAAGCCCUUGCCCUGCUGCGAUCAGCCUUGAAAGAAUACCAAAUUGUCGGGCCGUCAACCAACAUUGAUUUCCUCAGUUCGGUUGCUGGUCAUGAAGAGUUUGCGAGCGGACCCGUCGAGACCAGCUUUGUACCCAGCCACCAUGAUGAGCUAUUCCCGCCCCGAGUCGUCCCUCACGAGGUGUUGGCCCAGGUAGCUUUGUACCUCGUCCUUCGAGACAAGGCUGCUCAAGACGCAGCUGGACCUUGGGCCACUCUUGCUCACAGACGGUUCGGCGACGUCAGUACCAGCUCUUACAGCCUCGACGACGUCUACGUAGACUUGGUAGCUUCCGACGAGGGCUACGAGGUCGUCAUCCGAGACGAGCAGGGACAGGUGUACCAGCAGACAGUGACUGGAUCAUUGAACACUGCGACCGACCUGCAGGCUCAGCUAGGAACUACACGCUUUUCCAGCACCAUUAUCCCUGUACCCGCCGUGAAUCGUUCAGAGAAACUGCAUGUCUUUUCGUCAUCAUCUCAUUAUACUAUAACGCACCACCCUUCUGCCCUCGACAACCCUACUGGUACAGACACCUCUUCAUCCAGUGCCAUAGACAAUCUUGUGUCACCCAUGCCCGCCACAGUGAUCGAAGUCAAAGUGGAAAAGGGCAAUAUGGUAAAGGAGAAUCAGGUUCUCUGCGUGCUAGAGAGUAUGAAGAUGGAGAUCAAUGUGAGGGCGGGCAGGGACGGCGUGGUGGGCGAGGUCCGUGUCGUGAAGGGUAAAGGGGUGGAGGAAGGAGAGGUUUUGAUUAUCCUCGAGCCAGCGCCUGUAGAAUAG
This is a messenger RNA of Cryptococcus amylolentus CBS 6039, 2235 nucleotides long. Its product is annotated as acetyl-CoA carboxylase, biotin carboxylase subunit. The record is from RefSeq and is a predicted model, not a curated record. Gene Ontology annotation, cellular component: mitochondrion. Bases 1 to 2235 code for a protein of 744 amino acids. Gene Ontology annotation, molecular function: methylcrotonoyl-CoA carboxylase activity; ATP binding; metal ion binding. The transcript has 15 exons. NCBI's taxonomy places the organism in Eukaryota, Fungi, Basidiomycota, Tremellomycetes, Tremellales, Cryptococcaceae.